Messenger RNA from Echinops telfairi (small Madagascar hedgehog), 1676 nucleotides. It is a transcript of the gene MEIS3, whose product is annotated as Meis homeobox 3. Gene Ontology annotation, molecular function: RNA polymerase II cis-regulatory region sequence-specific DNA binding; DNA-binding transcription activator activity, RNA polymerase II-specific. Gene Ontology annotation, biological process: positive regulation of transcription by RNA polymerase II; positive regulation of cell population proliferation; eye development. The transcript has 14 exons. NCBI's taxonomy places the organism in Eukaryota, Metazoa, Chordata, Mammalia, Afrosoricida, Tenrecidae. The record is from RefSeq and is a predicted model, not a curated record. Bases 1 to 1269 code for a protein of 422 amino acids.
AUGGGCUGGGUCAGUCGUCUGGUGGCUUCAGUGGUGGAGACUUUUGAAAGUGUGAAACACCGGCGACGUAGCUGCCAGGGUCAGAGCGACAUCCAGGCCGCCACGCUGCUCACUUGGGUUCCCUCUCUCUGCCCACCCACCACCCCCCGGUUCCAGUACAAUGAGCUGCCCCACUACUCCAGCAUCGUGGACGGCCCUGCAGCCUUGGCUGGCUUCACAGAGACCACAAGAGCCCCGGGGCCCUACAGUGCCCACCGACCUCCUCAGCCCCCAGCCCAGGGCUUGGACAAUGAUGGGCUGAAGAAGGAGAAGGAUGAGAUUUAUGGACACCCCCUCUUCCCGCUCCUGGCGCUGGUCUUUGAGAAGUGUGAAUUGGCCACGUGCUCACCCCGAGAUGGAGCUGGGGUUGGGCUGGGCACACUGCCUGGAGGAGACGUCUGCUCAUCGGACUCUUUCAACGAGGACAUUGCUGCCUUCGCCAAGCAGGUCCGCUCCGAGAGGCCUCUCUUCUCCUCCAACCCAGAGCUGGACAAUCUGAUGAUCCAGGCCAUUCAGGUACUCCGGUUCCAUCUGCUGGAGUUGGAGAAGGUCCAUGACCUGUGCGACAACUUCUGUCACCGCUACAUCACCUGCCUCAAGGGAAAGAUGCCCAUCGACCUGGUCAUCGAGGAUCGGGAUGGUGGCUGCAGGGGGGACCUUGAGGACUGCUUAUCUUCCUGCCCCAGCCUCCAAGACCAGAACAAUACAUGGAUUCGAGACCACGAGGACAGCGGAUCUGUACAUCUGGGGACCCCGGGUCCAUCCAGCGGAGGCCUGGCCUCCCAGAGUGGAGACAACUCCAGCGACCAAGGAGAUGGGCUGGACACAAGCGUGGCCUCCCCCAGCUCUGGUGGAGAAGAUGAGGAACUGGAUCAGGAGCGACGGAGGAACAAGAAGAGGGGGAUUUUCCCCAAGGUGGCCACCAACAUCAUGAGAGCCUGGUUGUUCCAGCAUCUCUCGCACCCGUACCCCUCGGAGGAGCAAAAGAAACACUUGGCGCAAGACACGGGACUCACCAUCCUGCAGGUCAACAACUGGUUCAUUAACGCCCGGAGACGAAUUGUACAGCCGAUGAUCGAUCAAUCCAAUCGCACAGGGCAGGGUGCAGCCUUCAGCCCAGAAAGCCAGCCCGUCGGCGGCUACACGGAAACUCAGUCACAUGUGACCGGAAGGCCACCAGGAUCGAUGGGAAUGAGUUUGAACUUAGAAGGAGAGUGGCAUUAUCUAUAGAGGUGGAUUCAGGAAAUGUACCCCAGCCUCCAGACUGUGAUCCACACCCGGCCUCAGUUCCCACCUGGUCCUCUGGCUCCAGGACCCCACCUCUGAAGGCUCCUCCCCCACUCAACGCCUACCUCCCUGGGGCUCCUGCUAGGACACAGGGGCCCGAGUGCCCCCUCAAGGGCCUCUCAAGGACAAAGACAGGGCCUCCAGGCUGUGAGCCUCGCCUCUGCCCUCCCCUCAGCUGGCCUGGACCUGAGGCUUCAGAAGAUGGCGACCGGAAGCCCCACUUCCAGGACAGAGAAGGGACUGGAGUGGGCUGGGCUGUCAAGGGAGGAGGGCCAGGAUCCGACAAUUUGGGGAGAUUCCCUUCACCUUCCCACCCACUCCCCGUUCUCUCUCCCCAUCCCCUUCUCUAA